UUCAAACAGAAAAAUAAAAAAAAUCUCUCAUUUUCAUUUUCUAUUGAUUUUUAGUGAAUUAAUUAUUAUUAUUAUUCUUUUAAUUGUACCAAUUAUUUAAUUAGUCGAUUCUUUUGUGUAUUUAGAGUUGUUUUUCGUUGUAUUGGUUUGGUUAAAGUUUUCUACUUUGUGAUCGUUUCCAUUUUUGGAUCUUAUUGAUGUGAUGAUUUUUUUUUGUUUUUCUUUUCAUUUGUUUUUUAUUUUUUAAUUGUUGUGUCAAGUGAUUAGAUUGUGGUUUUUGAUCAUGUUUGAUGAAGAUGGUGACGAUGGUAUUAUCAUCUAUGGGACUCCGUUGCCACCAUUAGAGGAUAAUGAGAAUGCCAGUAAAAAACCUGAGAUUGACCUUACGGUUAGAGACUGGAAAGGUAGACGUCGAUUCCAUGGUGCUUUUACCGGUGGAUUUUCAGCUGGAUACUUUAAUUCUGUUGAUACUGAGAAAGGUUGGAUACCCUCACAAUAUGUGUCCAAGAAAGGUGAACGUUGGGAUAAAAAGUUACUCUCAAAUAAACCGGAAGAUUUCAUGGACGAAGAGGAUUUCAGUCUAUUCGGAAUUGCUCCGAAAAAGGUUCAUACCAAAGAUAAUUUUAAGGGACCAGAGCCUGAAGCAUUUGCUGGUCUUCGAGAUUCUAAUGCAUCACUUAUUGAUGUUCUCAGGGAUAUAAUUAAACCUACUAACCAGUCGAUUGGUGUUAAAUUGUUCACAAUAAUGAAAAAAGGACGAAAGUAUAAAGGAGCGUUCAUAAAACCAAAGACUAAUGCAAAAGUCUAUGGAUGUAGUAUGCCUCCACAAUUUUCAACAUCCAAAGAUGACAAUGAAAAUGAUUCUGAUGGUGAAUCGAUAAUUAGACCAGAAAUAUUUUCCUUACCAUAUAAACCUAAAAAUGAUUUCCAUGGAAUCGGUUACAAGUCUUUAAAAUCAAUCAUCUCAAAUGAGAAAGAAGAAUCUAUCCCAAUAGCUGCAGUUCUUGGUGGAAAUAAACGUCUAAUGAUUUCAGGUGAAGCAUUUGGAUAUGGGGCUUUAGAAGAAGAUGAUGAUGAUUACGCAGAGGAUGCAAUGGUUUACUCUAAAGUUGAUCUAUCAAAAUAUGAUUUCGAAAUCGGAUCAGUUAAAAAGAUUAAGCCCGAACCAAGUACUUCGGCCAUACCAUCAAAUCGAAAGGGAAUCCUUGAAGGAUUUACUCUCGCCGCAAGAAUUGAAUCAAUUUACUCGUCCAAGAGUAAAUUGCCCGAUAUUCCAAGAAAUUGGAAGCCUCAUCCUCCCUUUUUAAAAAGCAAACGAACCUCUAGAUGGAACCAAUCUUCGUCUUCCUCUUCAACAACAACCGAAGAUGUCAAACCAACCUCAGCAAUUAUCGAACAAUUCAAAUCGCUUCCUUCUUCAAACUCUAAGCCUGUAAAUAGAUCUAAACCCCUAGAUGCCAAUACUCGAGCCGUUUUACUUGGAGAGGAAGUUGACAUUGUGGUGGGAAUAAAAAAGCCAAACGAAUCUAAGCCUUCAACUAUCACCUCCGAAUCUGAGGUGAAAAAGAGUCAAUCAGAUCGACCGGUAGCACCUUCUCAUCCCAUGAGUGCUUUUUUCUCGAAUCGAUUUGUUCAAAGCUCUGAACUUGAGGAGGAGAAACUUAAACCAGGAUUAGUUGAAGCAAAAAGUAUUAAUUACAUGAAACCAAAAUCUACACAAGAAGAUGAACUAAACGAUGAAUCAAAAGUUGGUACAACUAAACGAGAAACCUUCCAAUGGCAUCCACAUACUCUGUCUAAAAGGUUCAAUGUUCCUCAUCCUUAUCCACAAUUUCCUGAUGUUGUUGGAAUAAUCAACAUCAAUCGUGAUCAAAUGAUCUCAGAUAAUAAGAAGAUUCCAAGCUCCAAGCCAAAUAUUUUCAGUUCACUAACAGAUUCACCAACAGUUUCAUCAACUCCUUCCAUCUCGAAAACUGAGACGAAUACAAUUCCUCGUCCAAGUUCAUCAUCAACCUCUAUCAUUGAGAAAAAUUCUGAAGAAAUUCCUGAGAAAAUUGAACGACCUCCUUUGGAUUUAUUCAAAGCAAUUUUCGCUUCCGAUGAAUCAGAAUCAGAUGAUGAAGAUGAAGAUGAAGAUGCCGAGAAGAAGAAGAAGAAAGAUGAAAAUAAAGAUAAAGAGAAAGAGAAAAUAGAAAUAAAAUCAACUAUAAAUCCAACAAGUUCCGAGAAAGAUGAAUUAAAAGAAUCAUCAAAAGCGACUAUUGAUAAGUCGAUAAAUUUAUCAAUUGUUUCUCGUGAUCAAGUUAUCCAACCCCAACCAUCAACAUCUAAAGCGGGAAUUUUUUCUGGCCUCAAUUUAGAUUUAAUCAACAAGAAGAUCUCAUAUGCAUUACCCACCAAAGAUCAUGGAGAUUCAGAUAAUGAUGCGCUAACACUAGAAUCUCAAGUGAUGAAAAAGGAUAAACAAGAUGUAGAGAGUGUUGAUGAUUCUUAUGGACCCGUUUUACCACCAGACAAUUUAAGUACAUCAUAUGAGAAAAGCAAUUAUAAGAAAAAAGAUAAAAAAAGGAAAAAAUCUAAAUCUAAAUCUAAAUCUAAACAUAAAUCAAAGAAAUCAAAAUCUAAACAUCGCCGACGAUCAACAUCAAGCGAAAGUGAUUCAGAUGAAAGCAAUUCCAGUGAUUCGGAUGAGAUUCAUGCUAAAAGACACAAAUCGUCUCAUCAUUCAAAAAGAUCAACAUAAUAACUGAUGAAAUUUUAUUUCAUAAAAUUAAAUGAAUUUAUUCAAAUGAAAAUUGUAAAAAUCUCACCAUUAUAUUAAUUUUAUGUAAAUGAAUCAAUAAUGUUUUUUAUUUGAUUGUUUCGUUAGCAAAUGAAAAUGUUCAUUAUAACAAUUAAUGGCCAUCAAACUGA
This is a messenger RNA of Panonychus citri (citrus red mite), 2913 nucleotides long. Its product is annotated as G patch domain-containing protein 1-like. Gene Ontology annotation, molecular function: RNA binding. Gene Ontology annotation, biological process: mRNA processing. The record is from RefSeq and is a predicted model, not a curated record. Gene Ontology annotation, cellular component: nucleus. NCBI's taxonomy places the organism in Eukaryota, Metazoa, Arthropoda, Arachnida, Trombidiformes, Tetranychidae.